UUAUCCGGCUGUGUGCUGGUGAUACGACAAGUCCCCCGCCUGCCUGUGUCCAUCUCUCUCAGCGCAGCAGUGCGACCUCUAGAGCGCUAUAGUACCUACUCGUAGACGGCGACGAGGAACCAUUCAAGACGGUCGUCGAGGCUUCUUCUGGAGAGCCGCGAGUCGUCUGCGAGAGUCUCUUGUCCUGCUUGUUGUUGUUGUUGAACCAGUCUGUGGUGGUCGUCGUGCGCGCGAGCAGUCUGCCUGAGAAGUGUAGCAAGGCGGCUAGGGCCACUGUUAGCAGCACAACUGGAGCGCUCGUAAGUCGCUGUUUGCCUCUAAUCACUGCUACUUAGGGCCCUGAGACAAGGGAAGGAGAGGCCCUGUAAGUUGAAGGCCUCCAUGCUUCAGUAAAUGACUGAUUUAUCCACACCCGCCUUCUCAAACUCUCAUAAGGAAGUGGACAAGAUUUCCUCAACGGCACCUAGGAGAUACUUUUGAGUCCUGGAAAACCUUUCUGCACUUUUUUUACAUGUCAAAUUUUGUGAACUUUCGAGAGGAGAGGAUUUUUCUCCCACCUGACUUGUAAGAGGAAUCAAGUUUCUGGAGUGAUCGUCCUGCAUGGGAGGACAUGCACAGUUUCUAGAGAACGGACCCCCGCCAUCUUAGUGGCUCACUUGAAGAUUUCCACCAUCCCCAACCUGGACCAGACUCGGUAUCCUAGUGGAGGGUUGAAACAACCAACUUGAUCCUAUCAGGUACACUUCUGCAAUUACAGUACUAGAAAACUCAUCAUUACGACUGUUUCUUCAAUUACUGCCACGUCAGGAAAGGAAUCUUCGGGGCUCCAUUGACCUGUACACUGAAAAGCCCAAACUGCAAUAUAUCGACAUCAAUCGAUAUCUGCGAAAACCAAAACGACAUCAAAUCCUUAUCAUCAACGACAAAUCCUGCAGUAGUGUCAGCAUAGUCACAACGACGACCAACCAAGACAUUGAGAAAACCUCAACACUUUCACCUUUUUUGCUUUCACCAUCAUCAUCAUCAUCACCAUCAUCAUCAUCAAUAUCAUCAACACCACCGACACUCCUCAAAGCACAAUCACCAUUAAUACUUCCACCACUAAAACCACCAACACCACCACAAGCAGUAGCAGCAUCCCCAGCAUCGCCACCACCUCACCGAGGGAGGGGCGGUCCUAGGAAAUGUCCUUGAGUCCCCGCCCACAUCUCUCCCAUCACAGCCACACCACGCCCUUCUCCGUGACCGACAUCCUGCACCCGCCCCCUACCUCCGCCCUGGAUCCGGACUUCAAAAAGACGGUCGAGGCUAGCAUCCCUCCUCUGGGACACAGCUACCGCUCGCCUCAGCACCAGGCCAUGGGCUCUAUGGGCAUGGGCAGUAUGGGCGUGCCCGUGACCAACCCGUACGCCAAUUACGUGAACCAGUUCUCUCACCACACCUCCUCCUUCCCAGGGGCCGCCCAGUACUGCAAUGGCGGGGAUCUCUCGGCCUACGCGGACCCCACGGGGAGACACAGCUCGGCGGGCUGGUAUGGGGGAGCUGCCGACUCCAGGUUCAGCUUGUCCCGAUUCGGAAUGAGCCCAAGUUCGUGCAUGGCGUCCUCCAUGGGAGGUAUGGGAGGCAUGUCAUCCAGCAUCAACCCGGCCCUGGGCAUGACGCACCUGGGCGACCCCACCAAGGGGGGGAUGGCCGGCUUCUCCAUCGCACAGCGCCGCAAGAGGCGGGUUCUUUUCUCCCAGGGACAGGUGUACGAGCUCGAGAAAAGAUUCAAGAUCCAGAAAUACUUGUCGGCGCCCGAGCGUGAGCAGAUGGCCAUGAGCAUCGGAUUGACCCCCACGCAGGUCAAGAUUUGGUUCCAGAACCACCGCUACAAGCACAAACGCCAGCAGAAAGACCGGGAAAAGAUGGAGUCCAGCCAGAAAGACUCUAGCAACGGCGGCGGGGGCGGAGGCCAGUCGCAACACAACAACUCCUCUAGUCACAGCAAACACAACAACUCGGGAUCGUCAGCUUCGUCGUCGUCUUCAUCAUCCUCGUCAUCGCCUCGGAAAGUGUCUGUGCCCGUGUUGAUCAGAGAUGGGAAGUCAACGGCUGACGGCGGAUCGGGUGGUGGUGGCAGUGGAGGUGGGGGAGGAGGGGGAGGUGGUCACCAGACGUCCUCGGGUUCUUCUUCCGUGUCCGUGUCGUCCUCCUCGGCGUCGUCGCUGUUGGGUCACAAUCAACACCAUUUAGGCAGCGUAGGGGUGGGCUCGCCUCACGGCCUCUCCGCGGCGGCUCUCCACUCCUCGUGCGCUGUCAACUCCUCCAAGUCAGGCCUGACCUCGCACCACCAUGAUAACUUCCUCAGCACACCGUCGCCUGACCUCACGGCGACCUUGACCCACCACGGACUGAACCAGCACGGGUUGCCCCACCACGGACUACAUCACGGCAUGGGCUAUGCCACUGGGGCUGUCAACGGUAACGCUCUAGCCUCCCCGUCCCCCUAUCUCAUCAACGGCCGGACAUGGUAGGGGUGCGCUCAACGGAAAGCACAUCACAAAUACACACAGACCUCGAACUUUGACCCUUUACUUUUCUUUGCAAUGAAAGGGACAUCUAUGACGAGGUAACUAUGUGCUCACCAGAGGUGUGAAGGUCCCGCUUCGAGUUGCGUUCAUGGGUUUUAGAACUUGGGAUUCUCCGGUUGAAUAAAGCUACCAUGCAGCUCGGAGCUGCAAAAGUGCCCCCCGCCUCUGUCAUCAGGAAUUUGGCGCAUCUACUUCUUUCGUCUACUCUUUGUCAAGAGAGUUCCAUGUUACGUAAUAUUAGCAUUGAAGACCAAGCCGUUCUGAAGACAAAUGCACCGGGAGCACAAGGACCGACCAGCUUCGAUACAGCUUUGGAGAUUUAUUGAAUUACUUCAAGAAUCUGCGUGUCCGAAAUAAACUGAUUCAAGCGGGCAAAGAGAACCGGCUCCUAGCCACAUAACAUCGUUUUGAGUUUUUUUUAAAAGGCAAAUGAUGUGCGAGAGCAGCUAAAUCAGGACGAUACGUACUGACAGAGACUGUUCGGACAGAAUCGGUUUGGGAAUAUUGUGUUGUGCGAAACACUUCUGUAAUUGCACAUCUCCAUAAAAUUUGUACCCGACUUCAAAGAGCAUCUCCAAAAUUUUACCUUAAAUCCGCACACACAUAUUGAUGGUCAACGUCAUAAGAAAAAAAUCGAGAGCGGAAUGUUUUCCAGUGCCAAAAUAAUGCAGAAAAUCUUAACUGCCUCUUGGUCGUGAAGAAACAAAUCUGGGAAAUCUUAUCUGGUUUUUUUAACAAAGCUGCAGAAGGGCAGAACGACACGGAGAAGGUUCCACUGCCAAUCUGAGCAAUCUGAGCACACACUGACGCCACUUGAGAAUACCAUGUCAUACAGUUUAUACGAACAUUUUCUGUCCUGGGCUUUUUACUAUUUUUUUUCAAUGUAUCAAUGACUAGUGGAGUUUGAAGUAAAUGUUUUGGGGUUCUAUGUUUUGCUGUAUGGUGGUAUUUCCAAAAUGUACUUGUGUCUGUUAUUUUACCUGCAAUCUUAAAAAAACAAUCCUUCUUUGUCUUCACAGCUAAGGCGACUGGGUUGCAAAAGGUGUAUCUUAUGACAUGAUAUUGUACAUAAGAAAUAUCAUUGUCUUUGUUCAGUUUUAUUAAAACAAGCAGAAACGGCAGAAUGAUUAACUCGGAACAGGGGUACGAGGAGACAGAAAGCAGCGCCUGAAGUUAGGAAAAUAACAUCUUCGUCUUAGACUGUUUCUAGCCUUUCUGAUGUUUAUUAAAAAUAAGAAAAAACAACAAUGCUACAAAAAAAAAAAAAAGAAAAACAAUUGGACUGAAAUCGGAAAUAGGACAGCAGCUCCAAGCGUUUUCAUUCCAACUCCUUGUAAACAUUCCUAUUUUUGCUCACUUGUUACAUUUACAAGUUUUCUUUUGGGCUGCUUUCACUUUCUUCAAUUAUUCCAGAUUUUUUUACACCGUUUCCUGUACAGAUUCAAUGUAUUUUUCUCAGACUGUUCUGUUUUUAUUCUACUUUUAAAAAAAAAGAUAAAUAUAGUAGAAUUUCCCCUUUCCAAAAA
This is a messenger RNA of Aplysia californica (California sea hare), 4099 nucleotides long. RefSeq names its product homeobox protein Nkx-2.1. Gene Ontology annotation, biological process: regulation of transcription by RNA polymerase II; cell differentiation. The record is from RefSeq and is a predicted model, not a curated record. Gene Ontology annotation, cellular component: nucleus. The coding region runs from base 1185 to 2516 and encodes 443 amino acids. Gene Ontology annotation, molecular function: RNA polymerase II cis-regulatory region sequence-specific DNA binding; DNA-binding transcription factor activity, RNA polymerase II-specific. The transcript has 4 exons. NCBI's taxonomy places the organism in Eukaryota, Metazoa, Mollusca, Gastropoda, Aplysiida, Aplysiidae.